This is a messenger RNA of Aphidius gifuensis, 1634 nucleotides long. RefSeq lists its product as uncharacterized. The record is from RefSeq and is a predicted model, not a curated record. The coding region runs from base 50 to 922 and encodes 290 amino acids. The transcript is spliced from 2 exons. Lineage: Eukaryota; Metazoa; Arthropoda; Insecta; Hymenoptera; Braconidae.
AGUCCUCCUGUAUUUCUAGUCUUCUUGGUCUCAUAUAUAUAUUUGCAAAAUGUCUGUGGAUUGGGACUGGAAAAGUUGCAAAUUUGGAAAAGAAAAUGUUGUGGCUGAUAAAGUUCAUAACAAUUCUGAAAACGCUUCUGAAGAAGCUCCUUCUGAAGAAAAUUCAGAUGAAACAAAACAAUCACUGGACAAGUUGUCCGAAAGAGGCAUAUCAUUUGAGCUUCCUGCCAAUAAUUUACCUAGAACUCUACGUUUGUCUGAAAGCUUUGAAGUUUCACCUCCAAAACGAGCUUCAAUUCAAUUGGAAAAUCUUACACCUCGAAGACGUUUGAAAUUUGGUUCUUUAGAGGAUCUUGCUUACCCCCACACGCCAGAUCGAUUGGCUGAAUAUCGUAGAAUUUUCAGAGACGACGCAUCUUCAUAUUGUGGUGAUGAAAAAAUUAUGCAUAACGAAUUUAUACGUCUAAUGAACAAAGGGGUAUAUGGUGUUAGUGUUAAAACGUUUAUGAACGAUUUCUAUGAAUCUGACUCCGGAUCAUUACCAUUCGGAAUAGUGUAUGCCCAUUUUAAACGGUACCUCGACACUCAAUCCAUUCUGCAAGGAGAUACUUCGACCGACUUUUUGUUACGUUCCUGCACAAAAAAAGAUAAUUACAUGAUGUAUUUGUUAAGAGUUUUUGAGUUUCCGGCGGAUUUAAAAAAUAAAGUGGCAUAUGUUUGUGAAUUUAAGAUUCUCUUGACACAUCAUAUGAAGCUAUUGGAGAUGGACUUUGCAAAAUUACUACCGCCUGAUGUCCACUUCUAUAUAUCACGAGGAAAGCAUAAAUUAGAGGCUAUCAGGGCUAGUAGGAUGAACAUCAAAUACCAAAUGGCGGUAACAUUACACACAGGAAUUCUUGAAGACGAUGAAGAAGUUCCUUAAGUCAUGUUUAUUUUUAAUCAGGUUAUAUUUUGUUUAAUAAUAAUAUAAUAAUUUUUCUAAAAAAUAAAUAAAAUUUCAUAGUAAAAAUGUAAACUUGUAUUUGUUGUUACAAACAUGCUGAUUUAUGUUUAUUGAUAAUAAUAAAAUAUGUAUGAGCAAGAGUUAUCAUUCAAUGAUUUUAGUUUAUUCUACAAAAAAACAAUCAAUCAAAAAGUUAAUUCAAUUAAUAAUUCACUAUUCAUUAUUUUAGUUUUAAAGAUCGUCUAUUAAAUGUGAAAAUUGAGCUGCUAUCGUAUUAUAUGGUAUUGAGUUAGCUCCUCUGAUAUAUUUAAUUGUGUCGAGGCAAUCUCUGACUUCUUUUUUUUCGGACUCAGAUAGUUCGAGUUUGAUUUUUUUUCGACGUAUUAUUGUAACUGUCAAAUCCCAGUCGUUUUCUAUUUUUUUUCUACAUUGACCACAAAAUGUUGAUCUGACAGAUCCAGUUUGAAAAGACCCACAAUAUGAACAAUACUUGAAAAAACUCGUGUCGUCUGUUUUUUUUCUGUCAUCUACAAAAAGCUUUGUAUCACAGUAUGUUUUUUUUUUUUUAUCCUCAAAAAACAUUGUAUCAUAACAUUGUAUCAUAUCUGUUUUUUUGUUUUUAUCCUCAACGAGCUUUAUAUCACAGUCUGUUUCCUUUUCGUUAUCCUCAACGAGCUUUGUUUUUUUAGAG